This is a messenger RNA of Prorocentrum cordatum, 3216 nucleotides long. The record is from the annotation of a GenBank genome assembly. NCBI's taxonomy places the organism in Eukaryota, Dinophyceae, Prorocentrales, Prorocentraceae.
AGCCAUUUUGGCUCAAGAGCCGUUUGGGGACCACUGCAGUUGUCAUUCUAAGUGGCAGGUUCGCGCGCGUUAUGACCGAGGCAGCUUUGCCGCCGCUUCGCAUGGUAUCGCCUGGGUUGUACCGCGUGUCGAUUCUGCUUAUGUCUAUGUUUGGCGCCCUUGCAGAGUACGAGGUGGCGGGGGGGGGUUCUGUGGCAGUAAAUUCGGGAGGCACCAGUUUCAAUUCACUCGCGACGCUUGAUGAAGACCGACAGAUGCUGUGCUACGCAGACGAUGCCAAUGGAGGCACAGGCAGCUGCAGGAUCCUCCUCCUCUCUAGCGGCACCAUUGAUUUCGUUGGGGAAUCGCACAUUGUCACCGAUGGCCCAGCCCUGCACAUUUCCGUGGUGACCAUUCCGUCGUCGGGAUUACCGCUUGUCUGCUACGUGGAUGUGGCGGGAUCGUCACGCACCACGUGCAAGGUAAUGUCCACUUCUUGGCCCGAUUCUAUCUCCGUGAGCGUCCCCUAUGUGCUCAACUCCUCAGCCUACAUGGUGGCAGACGUGACACCAUUCGCCGUUUCCACAAUCACCGAUUCUGACGUAGCUUUGAUCUGCCGUGCGGACGAAGUUGGCAGGGGCAUAUGCGCGGCUUUGCGAGUCGAGCCGGAUGGAGGGAUCGCCCCUGCGAGCUCAUUCAUGGACGAAUGGGUCUUCGAUUCGGAUCACAAUUGUAGCGAUAUAUCUCUUCAGGCUUUUCCUUCCAGCCUCGAUGUUUUUCUGCUCUGCUGGAGGGCGGAUGGGGACGGCACCUGUACCCUGCUGUACCUCGAUGACAGCACCCCAUCAUUCACGGACAUCGGCAUCCGUCCCAGCGUGGGGGUCUACGCAAGCACGGCGUCGUCGCCAGCGGCAGCCAAUUACGAGGGGCGGGUCGUGGUUGGCAUUACCCGUAACGAAGGCGUGGUCUGCUACACAGACGGCGUCAGCACAGGCGGGUUUCAGUGCACGCUGCUCAGAUAUAAUACCCCGGAAGUUGGAGGCGACAUCGUGGAUCCGCUGGUCACUGAUUUCGUGGUAGUGAAUACAGUGGUUGUGAACGCGAAUCCGACCUCCUGGAUCGCUGGAACACUCUGGGUGGGCGACAACGAGUCAGCAGCAGCUCUCGUCUGUUAUGCAAUCGAAGAGGGGGUCACGUGCAACAUUUUGCGGACCACUUGGGAUGGCAGUAGUCAUGUGCUCAUUGCUGAUUCCGCCAACUUGGUGAAUGAAGACCCUGUCUCGUCAAUCGCCUUGGGCUCGAGUGGUCAGGUGGGGGACUCCGUCAUUAUUUGCUACUACGGAGAAGUGUCAGGGCAAGGGGAGUGCACGGACUUAGGCAUCGUGUUCGGGACCAUCGCGGAGACCUCUACUACGACGUCCUUGCGCAGCACGACCAUCACAUUAUCGACUCAGUCACCCGCUCCUCUCACGAGCACCUCGCUAACCAUCUCGGCCCAUACCUCCACGACCAUUCUUCCCAUGGGCACGACGACGGAGAGUGCAACGAUCACAGGCGAAUCCACGGAGUUUGUGACGUUAGCGGAUACCGCGAAAGCGGAGGACAUGGCAGUCAUGCAAUUUGUUUCAUCAAAUCAGUCCACUUUAACGGUGACGAUCGAAGGAAUUGAGGUCACGGUUGUCACGGCAGAUCAGGAUAAUGUUGUCGACGAUUGCCUUUUUCUGCCGUAUGUGAGCAAUGUCACUGGCGUGGACAUCAGGCUUCCCACUUCGUUAUUCGAUGCCCUCGGGGUAGAGAGCGUGUUGGCUGUGGUUGCAGAGGUACCUCCCUCCGCCGUCCCCGCGGGCGCUGGCGGCUCAGAAGUGGAGGGCGUGAUCAGCAUCACCCUGAAGUCAAAAGUCGACGGCUCGACCCUGUCAGUGACCGGCCUCGCCAAUCCGAUCCUGAUCGACCUGCCGAACGUGAGCAGUGGCCUCGUAUGCGGCUACUUCGACGAGGACGCUAUGGAGUGGACUUCUGAAGGGGUGGCUACAACGCCGCUCGGCACGGAUGGCACGCUCCGGUGCGCGGUCACGCACCUCACCCUUUUCGGGGCCAUAUUGAAAGGCUUCCUCAGCGAGCUCGAGUGCAGCCAGGUCACUUUGCUGUCGGCGGAGUCCUAUGGGGAGCUGUGGACACUGGACUGGUCGGACUCUGUGGGCUCGGUAAUGCUGCAUGCGGUCUUGUUCAUGUACCUCGCCAUGCUGCUGACGGCGCAUGCGUGUGACGUCAGGGAUGCCAGGGCGGGUUGUUGGGGAACGGCAGAUUUUGUUGUCCCCGAGCGCGUGGCUGGGCAAGUCAUCGAUGACGAACCAAUGACACCAGUCGUCAGAGACCACGCCAUCUCGGCCAUGUCGUCGGGGACGUCGAUCGGCACCGACUCAGCAAACGUCACGCUUACAUUACGCCAACAAUACACCACUCGAGUACGAACUACGGGCACGAAAAGAACGCAUUCAAGUGGCAGGGGCACGGAUGUCGUGACACAGUCACGAGCGGUGGUUGAUGCAGUCAAUGAGGGAUCGAGGGAAUCUUGCGGAGCUACGCUGCAAAGUGUCCUCCUGGAAGUCUGCACGAGCCUCGCCCAGAGCGCAGAGGGGGUCCAGACAGCCAUGGAGAUGUCCGUGCCCUUCACGUGGGGCUGCCUCAGCGGGCGCGUCGGACUCGCCGACGUCGGCGAGGUGCUCGCCGCCUGGAGCGCGAAGCAGCUGGCCUGCGCCUCGCUGCUGAUGCACACCGAAGACCUGGACUUCCUGCUGGGCCCAGAGGUCGAGAGGGAACUGGAGGCGCCGCCCGCCAGGCGAAGUCGAUGACCGGGGGGCCCCGCUGCGGACCCUCGCCGGCGUGGCCGCCGAGGCCGGCGGCGGUGCUGCAAGGGCUCCCUCGAGGGCGCGAAGUUAUUCGCGCUUCGCGCUUCGCGGUCCUCGUUCCUUCUCCCCCUCCUCCUCGUCCUCCUUUUCUCCCUUUGGGGGGGCGGCGCGAGGGCGCGAAGUUAUUCGCGCUUCGCGCUUCGCGCAGCGCGAAGUUGGGAGCCCUAGGUGCUGCCAAGAGGCGCCACGACAUGUUGGCCGAGAUGGUCACCAGGGUGCGGGCGAGCCAGGAGAGCGCCCUGCAGCGGCCGCGCGGAUGGUGCCACACGGCUCGCACGGCGGUGCUCACCUUCUUGAUUCGUUGCCCUCCCUGACUCCAGAUCCGCCC